Mus caroli (Ryukyu mouse) is the source of this 755-nucleotide messenger RNA. It is a transcript of the gene Cyba, whose product is annotated as cytochrome b-245 alpha chain. Gene Ontology annotation, molecular function: heme binding. NCBI's taxonomy places the organism in Eukaryota, Metazoa, Chordata, Mammalia, Rodentia, Muridae. The record is from RefSeq and is a predicted model, not a curated record.
GCCGAUCAGUGAGGACUGCAGAGUGGGCUGCAGAGUUGGACCGGGCGGCUGCGUGUGCGCAGGGUCCUCAUCAUGGGGCAGAUCGAGUGGGCCAUGUGGGCCAACGAACAGGCGCUGGCGUCUGGCCUGAUUCUCAUCACCGGGGGCAUCGUGGCUACUGCUGGACGUUUCACACAGUGGUAUUUCGGCGCCUACUCUAUCGCUGCAGGUGUGCUCAUCUGUCUGCUGGAGUAUCCCCGGGGAAAGAGGAAAAAGGGGUCCACCAUGGAGCGAUGUGGACAGAAGUACCUGACCUCUGUGGUGAAGCUGUUCGGGCCCCUCACUAGGAAUUACUACGUCCGGGCUGCCCUCCACUUCCUGUUGUCGGUGCCUGCAGGCUUCCUCCUGGCCACCAUUCUGGGGACCGUCUGCUUGGCCAUUGCCAGUGUGAUCUAUCUGCUGGCAGCCAUCCGAGGUGAGCAGUGGACUCCCAUUGAGCCUAAACCCAAGGAGCGGCCACAGGUUGGAGGCACCAUCAAACAACCACCUACCAACCCCCCACCCCGGCCACCCGCGGAGGUCCGGAAGAAGCCGAGUGAGGGUGAAGAGGAGGCAGCCUCAGCUGGAGGACCCCAGGUUAACCCAAUGCCAGUGACGGAUGAGGUCGUGUGACCUUCAGUGGCUGUCUACAGCUCCUGCUUGAGUUUCUGUGGAGUUGUCCCCCCCGCCCCCCGAGGGUGGUGUUGCUCGCUGUAAUAAACAUGAUUAAUAGCUGG